AUGCAUCCUGACGUCUCGCUUGGCAUGUUCGUCUGUGCUUCGUGUUGGGGUCCGCCCAGAUGCCAUCGCCGACCGACAUCGUUACCCACCGUUACCCACGGCCAUGCUGCGCUCCUCCUCAAUGUCCAUGGGAGCGUGCUCCACAGGUUUUCUGGUUCAAGGGUACGGGGCGACCGAUGUCUCGUUAGCAUGGGGAUCCCAGGUUACUCAUCAUUUCUUCGUCAGGCGUAUCCAGAUGUAUUCGUGAAGCUGGACGCCAUACCAUGGGAGCACGUGCACCUUUAUUUCGAUCUGAAUCACGUGUUGCACGGCUGCACCGGCCGCAUGACCAUAUCGUCGGCGGCCUUGACCGACGAGGACGUGCAGAGAUUCAUCGACGACGUGCUGUCGUCUGUGUUCUGGUACCUGGACUCCGUGGAGCAGAGCGGCGUCUCCGUGAGCUCCCUCACCCUGUGCGUGGACGGCCCGCCCUCGGUCAAGAAGCUCCAGGAGCAGAGGGAGCGCCGCAGGAGCCGGAUAGCCAAGAAGGCCGACGCGCAGAUCGCGGGGGGGGACCUCAUCGGGCUGGCCCUCACGCCGGGCACCGACGUCAUGGACGCCCUGUGCUCGCAGCUGCCAGAGGGCCUGCGGCAGAGGCAGGCGGAGGGGAAGCUGCGGUGCCCCGUGGCGUUCUGGGACGCCAACGCGCCAGGCGAGGGCGAGCACCGGGGCUCGAGCUCAAAGGUGCCUGGUCGAUGUCGUGGGCCGUUUUCGUUGUGGCUCUGUUCUGCAGCAAGGGCGGAGCGAAGGGAGGACGGGGGACAGCGAAAACAGCACGCAAGCGGACAGCACCGUUUCGGUCGAGCCCUGGCGAGCACAAGAUCGGGACGGCCAUACUGGAGCGCGAGCGGUCGGAUGGGGCCUCUCAGCACAUCAUCAUAG
Prorocentrum cordatum is the source of this 921-nucleotide messenger RNA. Lineage: Eukaryota; Dinophyceae; Prorocentrales; Prorocentraceae. The record is from the annotation of a GenBank genome assembly.